CAUGUUAAAGUUGUUGCAACUUUGACUAAUACAAAUCCUUAUAAUCGUCAAUGAAUCAAGGGUGAUAUAAACAUGAGGGUAAUAAUAUGAAUGAAUACCUUGGAUCUUAAACUACACCUCAAAAUUGAAGUGCAACUCAUCAAACUCAUGAAGUUUCUUUAUCUUUACAUUCUCUUAUGUAUGUUACCUUACUCAAUCAACUGCCAACAGAUAUUACUUAACACCACUGUCACUGAUUGCUCAGGCACCCCUUCAGCACCAAAAGGAUACCUAUGCAAUAGUCCUCAAAACUCAUGCAAUUCAUUCUUAACUUUCAGGUCAAAACCUUCUUAUGACAACCCUACAAGUAUUGCUUACCUUCUUGGCUCAGAAGCAUCGACCAUAGCCUCAAUCAACAACAUCUCAAGAAAUGAAAAACUUCCAACCAAUAAAACAAUCAUUGUCCCUAUCUUGUGCUCAUGUUCUGGAAAUAUCUACCAACAUAACACUCCUUACACUGUCCAAAAAGGUGAUACAUACUUUCACUUGGUAAAUGAAACUUACCAAAGCCUCACAACAUGUCAAGCUUUGAAGGGUCAGAAUUAUUAUGCUUCUGAAAACAUUGCAAUUGGUGCCGAGGUAACAGUUCCAGUACUUUGUGCUUGUCCUACAACAACACAGAUGGCGAAAGGGAUCACUUCCUUGCUGGUUUACAUAGUGAACUAUGGUGAAACUGUUAAGUCUAUAGGAGAGGCUUAUGGUGUUGAUGAACAAAGCAUAUUAGAGGCAAAUGAGUUGCAACCAAGUGAAAACAGAAGUGUGAUUCUCUUUGCGUUGACACCGAUAUUACUUCCUCUUAGAGGCAAGAGCUGCAAAGAGGAUCCUGAUAGUUUCUACUGUACUUGUUCUCAGGGAAGGCUAGCAGAUGGAAGUUGUAAUGAAUCCCAUGGUCAAAAGUUUCCUGCCAAGUUGGUUGCUGCAUUAGGUGUUGGUAUUGGUGCAGGCUUUCUGGUAUUGUUUCUGCUUAGUUACAGGUUAUAUCAAUACAUAAAGAAAAAGAGAGCGAGUAUUCGUAAGGAAAAGUUAUUCAGGCAAAACGGUGGUUACUUGUUACAAGAGAAGUUAUCAUCAUAUGGAAAUGGAGAAAUGGCAAAGCUUUUUACAGCAGAGGAGCUCCAAAGAGCAACAGAUGACUACAACCAAAGUAGGUUUCUUGGUCAAGGCGGCUAUGGCACAGUGUACAAAGGAAUGCUACCAGAUGGAACCAUAGUCGCAGUUAAAAAGUCAAAACACCUUGACAGAAACCAAAUAGAAACGUUUGUCAACGAAGUAGUCAUCUUAUCUCAGAUCAACCACAGGAACAUUGUCAAACUUUUAGGUUGUUGUCUUGAGACAGAAACUCCAUUACUUGUCUAUGAAUACAUUCACAGCGGAACUCUUUCCCAACAUAUCCAUGGGAAAGACCGUGAUUCAUCCCUUUCAUGGGAAAGUCGCCUUAGAAUUGCAUGUGAGGUUGCCGGAGCAGUGACAUAUAUGCAUUUCUCAGCUUCUAUUCCAAUCUUCCAUAGAGACAUAAAACCAAGUAACAUACUCCUAGACAAUAACUAUAGUGCCAAAGUGUCUGAUUUUGGAACAUCUAGAUCAAUCCCAUUAGAUAAGACUCAUUUAACCACAGCAGUAGGAGGUACUUUUGGGUACAUGGAUCCUGAAUAUUUUCAGUCAAGUCAAUUUACAGAUAAGAGUGAUGUAUAUAGUUUCGGCGUGGUGCUUGUUGAGCUUAUAACCGGUAGAAAGCCAAUAACAUUCAAUGAUGAAGAUGAGGGUCAGAAUAUGACGGCACAUUUCAUUUCAGUGAUGAAGGAAAACCAACUUCCUCAAAUUUUAGAUAACGCAUUGGUUAAUGAAGCAAGGAAAGAUGACAUUCUAGCUAUUGCAAAUCUUGCAAUGAGAUGUUUGAGACUUAAUGGUAAGAAAAGACCAACAAUGAAAGAGGUUUCAAUGGAAUUAGAAGCACUAAGAAAGGUACAGAGUUCCUUACAUAUCAAAGAUGAUCAAGAAUCACCAAGUGAUGAACAAUCACUUAGGCAUACAACUAAUGAUACAUUUCAUGAGUCUACAGUGGAAAGCUUUUCGCUAUCCUCGCAAAUGGAGUCCACAUACUUCUAAAAUGCCAGAUUGAUACAUAUUAUUGAUUUAUUAUGCUUUCUUCUACAUUUUCAACUUAUGGACUAAGGUAUAUCCUGGAGAUGGCUGAGGAUACACAUGACAAUUUUUUUAAUUCCUUAAUCAACAAUCAACAACAUCUGAACUCUGAAGAGAUACCAAACUUCGUUCUAAUAAAAUAAUCGUUGUCCCUAUCUGUUGUUCAUAUUCAGGAAAUAUCUACCAACAUAACACCCCCUACACUGUCAAAAAAAGGUGAUUCCUAUUAUCACUUGGUAAAUGGUACUUACCAAAGAAAGCCUCACGCCAUGUCAGGCUACGAAGGGUCAGAAUUACUAUGCUUCUGUGAAAACAUUUCAAUUGAUGUUGAGCUCACAUUUGAUCAAGGAGACAGGUCAAGCUGAGGUUGGUUCCCUCCACUUUUCUUCAUGCCAUUGCACAGAACAUUUUGAACAGCUUCUUUCGCAGAGGGUUGGGACUCCUUAAGUUCUUGGUCAGCAGUUGUGGAAGCAGGAUAGAGAUAUCUAGAAUCACCAUUGAUAGAGAUUCCUGGGUAAUUCUUAUCAAGAUUCAAGAUUGUGUAUCAGAGAACUCUGGCUUGGAACUUUUGUUCCAGCCAUUUGAGUGUCCGUUUUCACUAUGUUAUCCCCGUGAAGCAGUUUCUCACCCACAUGUGUCAAACAAUUAGAAUGAAUACAUUCAUAUGUAAUUAUUUUCACUACCAACUAAUAUAUGAUUUUCGAUUAGAUUUAUAACAUGUAAAAACCCAGUCUGUUGGUUUUGAUGCAAAUAUACCAGGUUUCAGAAA
Molecule: messenger RNA, 2950 nt
Organism: Medicago truncatula (barrel medic)
Lineage: Eukaryota; Viridiplantae; Streptophyta; Magnoliopsida; Fabales; Fabaceae
Product: wall-associated receptor kinase-like 2
Exons: 2
Coding region: 91-2145 (684 amino acids)
Biological process (GO): cell surface receptor signaling pathway; protein phosphorylation
Cellular component (GO): plasma membrane
Molecular function (GO): protein serine/threonine kinase activity; ATP binding
Source: RefSeq, a predicted model, not a curated record